Messenger RNA from Labrus mixtus (cuckoo wrasse), 2288 nucleotides. RefSeq names its product vesicular glutamate transporter 1-like. The record is from RefSeq and is a predicted model, not a curated record. Gene Ontology annotation, molecular function: L-glutamate transmembrane transporter activity; neurotransmitter transmembrane transporter activity. The transcript has 13 exons. Gene Ontology annotation, cellular component: synaptic vesicle membrane; excitatory synapse. Lineage: Eukaryota; Metazoa; Chordata; Actinopteri; Labriformes; Labridae. Bases 537 to 2288 code for a protein of 583 amino acids. Gene Ontology annotation, biological process: regulation of synapse structure or activity; monoatomic anion transport; transmembrane transport.
UUAAUAUGCUUCGAUCGGACAGUGUUUACUCUCUCCAUUCAAGGCUUGUGCGCUCCAAGAAUAGCCGUCAGCGCUUAAAACGCCGGGCUGCGGGGAAGGAAGUGACAUUCUUCCUUCCACUCACUACACACACUUGGAGAGAUUAGCGCGCGGGCAGCAGUAAUCUGGUUUCAGGACCACGGCCAGAGACACCGUUUGGCCACGAAUCCUGUCGAAAGUUGCCCCCAGCGCGGUGUGAACAUUUGAGGACACCGAAAGCGUGAAAGAAGUUCAACAGGACGCGAAGGACUCCGACAAAGUGGAUCUGGAAAUGUUUGUUCGGUUGGUUUUUAUUCAAUGAAGCUUGUUAAUCUCUGGACAAUCAGUGUGUCGGAUGCGAAUGACACUGAGCAUUUAGGAGUUUAAUGAUCAACUAAAAAUCAAGUUUCUUUGUGUGUGAGUGUGAAACACGGGGCGAAGGGAGUAGUGGAGAAGGCUGUGCGCUCGAUCGGGAGCGCGCAAAGACUUCACAUUGGUCGGACCCUGGACUCGUGAGGAUGGACAUCCGGCCGGACAGAUUUAAGGCCGCGGCAGCCAAGACUCUCGGGAAAAUAUACGGAGCCCUUGAGAAGAAACAGGAAAAUGGGGAGACCAUCGAGCUGUCGGCUGAGGGCCGGCCAGAGCUGGUCGAGGAGAAGGAGCUGCCCGUCGUGGACUGCACGUGUUUCGGCCUGCCCAGGCGCUACAUCAUCGCCAUCCUCUCCGGCAUCGGCUUUUGCAUCUCCUUCGGUAUCAGGUGUAACCUCGGCGUGGCCAUCGUCAGCAUGGUGAACAGCCACACUGUCUUCAAAGACAACAAGGAGGUUAUAGUGAAAGCUCAGUUUGACUGGGAUCCAGAGACAGUGGGGAUGAUCCACGGGUCCUUCUUCUGGGGAUACAUCGUAACUCAAAUCCCUGGAGGGUUCAUCUGUCAAAAGUUUGCAGCAAACAGAGUGUUUGGCUUUGCUAUAGUGGCUACGUCUUGCCUGAAUAUGCUCAUCCCUGCAGCAGCACGAAUGCAUUUUGGCUGUGUUAUCAUUGUCAGGGUGUUUCAAGGACUUGUGGAGGGAGUUUCAUAUCCAGCCUGUCAUGGUAUUUGGGCAAAGUGGGCUCCGCCUCUGGAGAGAAGUCGCCUGGCUACAACGGCCUUUUGUGGUUCUUAUGCUGGUGCUGUGAUUGCCAUGCCUUUAGCUGGAAUACUGGUGCAGUACUCAGGAUGGUCAUCAGUCUUUUACGUCUAUGGAAGUUUUGGGAUCAUGUGGUACUGCUUCUGGUUCCUGGUGUCUUAUGAAAGUCCAGCCGCCCAUCCCACCAUCACUGAGGAGGAGAGAACAUAUAUUGAGGAAAGCAUCGGCGCGACUGCUCAACAAGCAGUAACGAAAUUCAACACACCAUGGAGGGCCUUCUUUACAUCCAUGCCAGUGUAUGCCAUCAUCGUAGCUAACUUCUGCAGAAGCUGGACUUUCUACUUGCUUCUCAUCAGCCAGCCUGCAUACUUUGAGGAGGUGUUUGGGUUCGAAAUUAGCAAGGUGGGCAUAGUCUCUGCCCUUCCCCAUCUUGUCAUGACCAUUAUUGUGCCCAUUGGCGGCCAACUAGCCGACUAUCUACGCUCAAACCAAAUAAUGUCCACCACUAACGUCAGGAAAAUGAUGAACUGUGGAGGGUUUGGGAUGGAGGCAACACUGCUGCUAGUGGUGGGAUUCUCUCACACCAAAGGUGUCGCCAUUACUUUCCUGGUUCUGGCUGUGGGUUUCUCUGGCUUUGCAAUUUCAGGUUUCAAUGUCAACCACCUUGACAUUGCACCACGCUAUGCCAGUAUCCUCAUGGGUAUCUCUAACGGAGUGGGCACUUUAUCGGGGAUGGUUUGCCCGCUUAUAGUUGGUGCCAUGACAAAGCACAAGACACGAGAGGAGUGGCAGGGCGUGUUUCUGAUCGCCUCACUGGUUCAUUAUGGAGGUGUAAUAUUCUAUGGCCUCUUCGCAUCGGGUGAGAAGCAAGCCUGGGCAGAGCCGGAGGAGCAGAGCGAUGAGAAAUGUGGCAUUCUGGAUGAAGACGAGCUAGCCAAUGAGACAGAGGAGCUGUAUCGCACAAGUGGAGGAGGAGGCUACGGCGCCAUGAACCAGGGAGCAGAUCCAAAUGGAGGUGGAGGCAUGGGAGGAGGAGGAGGAGGAGGAGGAUGGGUUUCCGACUGGGACAAAACUGAGGAGUAUGUCCAACCAGCUGGAACCAAUAAUUAUCUACAAGGAGAGGGAGGCCGAGAGUUUUCAUAA